UGCUGAAAACACAGAGCCGAGGCGGAAGCUGCUUCUGACUGGUGUGGCGCUCCCAGUCUGACAUCAAUCACAUCACUGGCUCUCCCCGGCAGCUGGGACAGAGAGAGAGGUGGAGUGUGGACAGGCAGGGCUGCUCAGCUGUCCAUAGAGUCUGACUGUGACUAUGUUCAGGCUGCUGUCACGUUCAUCAGACCAUCAUGAUACACACCCAGAUUACACUUAGCCUCUCAUCUGGCUCAGGGACCACUUGUCAUUAUGGAUCACAGACAGAUAUACCCUAACAAAUGUAUUUGAAUUGGCCUUACCUCUCCUAAAGGUAGAAAUGUAAUGUCCCCCUUUUAUUAUACAUGAUUGUAUCAUUUAAGAGUGAUGGACUGUUCCCUGGUCAUUUAAAGUUAAUUGGCACUCAUUUGAACUAAAUAAUGUGUAUUUGUUUGUCAUGCAGUAACCCAGUUAACUAAUCCAUGGUCGGCUUGUUUACCAAAAGGAGGGGCCAAAUUUCACACACAGAAAAGCUGGGUGUACUUCCCACAGUGUCUCUAUGGUAAUAGGCAGGUGUCAUUUGCUGUGGAGAAGAAGUGAGGGCUUUCUUACGAGCGUGAGAAAGAGGGGCAGACUCCGCACCCCCUCCCCGUGUCCCCCCUUUUUUCCUGUAGCAGCAGCCGCAGCAGCAGAGCGAGAGGGGGAGAUGGRGAGAGAGGGCUGCAGUGGACGCUGAGGCGGCCCUUCCCUGCGACCUGUUGAGGCUGCUGCCAAAGCCCCGGCAGUGCAGUCCCAUCCAGCUGCAUGGGAGAAAGAGAUGGGCCAACAAAAGAAGAGAGGGACAGCAGGAAGAAAAAAAGAGGGGGAAGAAAAGAAAGAAUGAAGGAGCCCAAACUCCUGGGCGGUUUAGCCUGGCAUGAGAGUACAUUAAGACCUGGAGGCCUAGGUAUUUUCUACUCAAGACUGAUGGUACAUUCAUAGGCUACAAGGAACGACCACAACAUGUUGAGGCACUUGAAACCCCUUUAAAUAACUUCUCAGUAGCACAGUGCCAGCUGAUGAAGACUGAGAGGCCCAAGCCCAACACAUUCAUCAUCCGCUGCCUGCAGUGGACCACUGUCAUCGAGCGCACCUUCCACGUGGAGACCCCCGAGGAGAGGGAAGAAUGGACGAAGGCCAUUGAAGCCGUAGCAGACAGUCUACAGAAAGAGGAGGAGGAGAUGAUGGAUUCCUCCCCAGACCCAAUGGACAUGGAGAUGUACCUGACCAAACCCAGACUCAAAGUGACUAUGCACGACUUUGAAUACCUCAAACUACUAGGAAAAGGCACUUUUGGCAAAGUGAUCCUGGUGAAGGAGAAGGCCACAGGACGCUACUAUGCCAUGAAAAUCCUGAAGAAGGAAGUAAUCGUAGCGAAAGAUGAAGUGGCACACACACUCACAGAAAACCGAGUGCUCCAGAAUUCCAAGCAUCCGUUCUUGACGGGCCUGAAAUACUCCUUCCAGACUCAUGACCGGUUGUGUUUCGUCAUGGAGUAUGCGAACGGCGGAGAGCUGUUCUUCCACCUGUCCCGGGACCGGGUGUUCUCGGAGGAGCGGGCUCGGUUCUACGGAGCAGAGAUAGUGUCAGCGCUGGACUACCUGCAUGCUGAGAGGAACGUGGUCUACAGAGACCUGAAGCUGGAAAAUCUCAUGCUGGACAAAGACGGACACAUACAGAUCACUGACUUUGGACUGUGUAAGGAGGGGAUCACAGACGGGGCCACCAUGAAGACCUUCUGUGGGACGCCAGAGUACCUGGCCCCAGAGGUUCUGGAGGACAAUGACUAUGGCCGGGCGGUGGACUGGUGGGGUCUGGGCGUGGUCAUGUACGAGAUGAUGUGCGGUCGGCUGCCCUUCUACAACCAGGACCACGAGAAGCUGUUUGAGCUCAUCCUCAUGGAGGACAUCCGUUUCCCACGCACCCUGGGCCCCGAGGGCAGGUCCCUGCUCUCAGGCCUGCUCAAGAAAGACCCCAAGCAGCGGUUAGGUGGUGGACAGAAUGAUGCUAAAGAGAUCAUGCAGCACAAAUUCUUUGCUGGGAUUGAAUGGCAAGAUGUUUAUGAGAAGAAGCUGGUCCCGCCCUUUAAGCCGCAGGUUACCUCAGAAACAGACACGCGGUAUUUUGACGAGGAGUUCACAGCACAGACCAUCACUAUUACACCGCCCGGACAAGAAGACAGCAUGGAGUCGUUUGACAGCGAACGGAGGCCCCACUUCCCACAGUUCUCCUACUCUGCGAGUGGGACAGCCUAAACACCCCCUCAUUCCUCUGGUCCCAACAUUUCCCCUCAUCCUACCAGACUGCACAUCCAACUACAUUCGCCCCAUCCUUUUUUUACUUCCAGUGUCGCAUAUAGUAUUGUUGAACAGACAUUUGCUAUCUGCAAGUUCGGUAAUUAUAGGGGAACAUGCUUCAUACUACACAAAUGAAAAACUGGUUGUUUCUGUGGCUUCUUAAGACUUUUCUAAUGGUGAGAGAUAACACUACAGUGUUGCUUGUCUUGAUGAGUUGAGUCAGACAAGCUUGAUGUUCAUAAAACCAUACUUUAUAGGAAAAGGGUGGCAAUGCAGCAAAUCAUUUUAGAAUGGUCAGGCUACACUUUCCUAAACUUCUAUUUGCCUUGCUUCUGUCAGCACCUGUUAUAUUUGUCACACAUUAUUCACAAAGUGAACAUUUUAUGGGACCAUAAGGAUUGUAUCGGAAUUAGCCAUGUAAAAUGUAAAUGUAUUUUUGAUGUUCUUUGUUUAAGGCAAAGACAUAUUGUGGACCAACAACAACAUAUGACCAAUGACUUAAUGUUCCAUGUAGUGGGAGGUUUAAUCAUAUUUAGAUAUUGUUAUCAGGACUUUCACAUUACACUAUUUGACCAACACUUUGAAACCUGUUGUUCAGCCAUUUGAAUGUACCUAAUCAAUAAAAUGUAUAAUUCUGCAUACCUAACUGUUGUAGAACAUGGUUGAUUCUCAUAGGACUUCCAUCCCUCAAAAGAACAUUCUUAUCCGUAUGUUAGAGCCCCAAAACAUUCUAGAACAAAGUGAGAAUGACAUGGUCUAUGGACCUCUGUCAGAGUGCUCCGCUCCAUUAUCAGUCUAAUGACAAAUUGUGCAAUACAAUGGCAGACACUUAAAGAACUGAUUCUGGGAGCAGGCAUACAAUGUAAAUGUGUUCAAGCUUGCCGUCAAUGAAUCUCAGAACUGUGUCUACACGGUCAAUUGGAUAUCCUUUUGCUGUUGUCCCAUUUGAAAAGACAGUUACUCUAAUCUCUCUGGACUAUGUGCUUGGAUCAUGAUGCCUUCCUGUCUGAAUGCUGUGUUUCAAACACUCUCGGCUGUUUCUUUCUGAACUGGCCAGUCAGGUACUGAUCCUUUCUGCCCAAUCAGGGAGUCUUCUGUCUCCUCUGGGUUUUUUCCUCUUCCACAGUAUUGGGUGUUUUCACUACAGCCUCAAUGAGGUCACUGUAACAACAUACAGUCCUUUAGGACUUACUCCAUAAACAAGCUGGGCUGUGGUUCAGGGGAAAACAAGUUGAGUCCGCUUUGAUCUCUAUAGGUAGGGAUCAGGGUACAUGGUUCUGAGUUAUUUAUAGAAAACGAGUUUGACUGUGCCAAUGACAUGCAAUUUUCUACCCCAAAACAUGUAUUUGUUACACUUUAUAGUCAGAAAUGACUGAAUUAAUGUCAAUUCUGAAAGGUGUGAACUAUUAAAGGCUUGUUUGUGUAAUUAACCCCCCUAUACAGAUUGCUGUAAAUAAACUGAGAAUCUUGGAAAUGCUUUUUGGGGAAACUGCACGGAGUGUUUCCAGAGGACUGAUAACUAUGAAGUUAAUGUUAUUGAAUGUAAAGGCUUUUUUUUUUUUACCUCAAUUCCUUUUUUUUCAAACAAACAAUUGCUAGAUUGGAUUGUUCCUGUGCAYUCACCCUUUGCUGUCACCCUCUGAAAAUGCCUUAUACCUUUAUUUUUACUUUUUUUUGUACCUGCCCUUUCCCAUUCCUGAAACUGAGGACACCAGCUUUAGUAAACAAAUAAUAUAACCUUUGUACACUUUUUACAGUUUUGUUUCUUUCAAAUUUAUAUUAAAAUGUCUUAACUAAA
Messenger RNA from Salvelinus sp. IW2-2015, 4116 nucleotides. RefSeq names its product RAC-alpha serine/threonine-protein kinase. Gene Ontology annotation, cellular component: cytoplasm; nucleus. Gene Ontology annotation, molecular function: protein serine/threonine kinase activity; ATP binding. Gene Ontology annotation, biological process: protein phosphorylation. NCBI's taxonomy places the organism in Eukaryota, Metazoa, Chordata, Actinopteri, Salmoniformes, Salmonidae. The record is from RefSeq and is a predicted model, not a curated record.